Molecule: messenger RNA, 4042 nt
Organism: Gymnogyps californianus (California condor)
Lineage: Eukaryota; Metazoa; Chordata; Aves; Accipitriformes; Cathartidae
Gene: NAA60
Product: N-alpha-acetyltransferase 60, NatF catalytic subunit
Exons: 7
Coding region: 73-801 (242 amino acids)
Biological process (GO): N-terminal peptidyl-methionine acetylation
Cellular component (GO): Golgi membrane
Molecular function (GO): protein-N-terminal amino-acid acetyltransferase activity; histone acetyltransferase activity
Source: RefSeq, a predicted model, not a curated record
GCCUCCGACCCCCGGUAUGCGCUGAGCCGCUCCGUCCGCCCGCGGCGCGCCCGCCGCCCCUCCGAGGCGUGAAUGACAGAGGAGGUGCCCCCGACUGCACUUACGGACGUAAACUUGCGUCUUCUCUGCCACGAUGACAUAGACACAGUGAAACAGCUCUGUGGCGACUGGUUCCCAAUAGAGUACCCUGACUCAUGGUACCGAGAUAUCACUUCCAACAAGAAGUUCUUUUCCCUCGCAGCCACAUAUAGAGGCUCCAUCGUGGGAAUGAUAGUGGCAGAGAUCAAGAGCAGAACAAAGGUGCAUAAAGAGGAUGGAGACAUCUUAGCUUCCAAUUUUCCUGUGGACACUCAAGUUGCUUACAUCCUAAGUCUUGGAGUGGUGAAGGAGUUCAGAAAACAUGGAAUAGGUUCGCUCUUGCUUGAAAGUUUAAAAGACCAUAUAUCAACGACUGCCCAAGAUCACUGCAAAGCCAUCUACCUGCACGUCCUCACCACUAACAACACAGCAAUAAACUUCUAUGAAAAUAGAGACUUUAAACAGCACCACUAUCUUCCCUAUUAUUAUUCCAUCAGAGGGGUCCUCAAAGAUGGCUUUACCUACGUCCUGUACAUCAACGGCGGACAUCCACCCUGGACAAUCUUUGACUACCUACAGCACAUUGGAUCGACGCUAGCCAGCCUGAGCCCGUGUUCAAUUCCCCAGAGGAUAUAUCGACAAGCCCAGAGCCUUCUCUGCAGCCUGCUGCCCUGGUCUGGCAUUUCUGCCAAGAGCGGCAUUGAAUAUAGCCGGACGAUGUGACUGGAUUGAAGAUGUACAAAAAGCAAAGGAUUGUUCUUUCAUCUCCUGAACCAUCCGGCUCCGCACUGAUUCCAGUGAUGACGGCUCUUGGUCAGUGACCCAGCCCCUGGACGGGACUCCUUGUUCCACAGGUUGACCGAGAUUUGGUAGACUUCACACUCGACGGGCUGCAGCCCUGACUUACCCCCGUGGCCUGGAGCCUGCGAGCGCUGCCUGGGCAGGCCUGGCUGUCGUGCGAGGCAUCUGGCUGUGCCGUAGCCGAGGGCCCUUUGCGUCACCAGUCCGUGUGCAUGUUGCACUGUCCCCGCCACUUCCCUUGCCUCUGGUUUGCUCCUAUUUGUAUACGUGAUUUAGAGGGGUUCAGUUGCUGCUUCCACACCGUGGCUACUGAAAGCAGCGUGAAUGAGGUUAAUGAAUCUGCACUGACCAGCCACGUAAAUGAGCCCUAAGUGCCCUGGCAGGCCACUGCUGGCAGAAUAUACAGUCGUGCCCUUCUUGCCAGGGAAGGGGGGAGCUGGGCGAGGGGAAGCGGGGAGCGAGGAUCGUGUCUGGGUCCUGCCAAGUCAGCUGCUGGUGCUUCCUGCGGGUAACUUCAGGGAGGGUAACUAACUGCCUCGCGUGAGAAACUACCCAGCCCCGCCAGCUCUCUGGAGUGACUUAAAAAGAAGCAUCUAAUUCAGGAUGCAUCAAGUAGAAGGCAGGGAAUGAAAUUGCUAUUUCAUAGUGAAAUAUAUAUAUUAUACUGUAUAGAUCUUUCUGCCUUUGUCCAAGUUGGAACGUAGCAGGAGAGGGGAGCUGGGGACGUAGAGCCACUGCUGCAGCCAGCGCCCCGGCAGAGUCCAGUCGAGAGCCCUUCUCCUCCACUGCAUGCACCCUCCCUUGGCGCCGGGGCUGGACUCUUGCAGGAUCGUUAGGGAUGAGCUCUGUGCACAGAUCACAACAGCUUUUCCUUGCUGAAGAAAAGCCCCCCAGCUGCUCACUGGCGUGCCUCAGGCCGUAGUCUGGGCAUCCCCUGGGGCUGUGCCGGUGGGCAGUUGCCCGGUGGCUCUCCAGCUGUGUCCUGGCUGCAGGACUGCUCCCUAGCUGGGCCAGCCUGGGGCUGAGUCUGAGCUCACUAGCAGUUCACGUCCAGCCUGCGUGGAGGCCCCGGUGUGCCCGUGUGCUGCGGCCAGGCCAGGCACCCUUCCUGCGCCUCGGAGCAAGGUUAGGCGAGCGCUUUGGUUUUAAGGUGGGAGUCUCUACAGCUCACCCAGCCCAGGCACGUGUCGGAGGUGCAGGUAUCCCUGCGCCCCACUGGGUUCCCCUCGCGAAUCCCCCUUCCCUGGCCGAGGCUCUUCCCCUGCUUGGCACCGUGUUCCUUGUUCCCCUCUCAUUUUGAAACUGGGACUUGAGCAAAGGAGGUCUAAGCUGCAGCUAGUGCAUCGCCUGUGUGUGCAGGCAGUGCCGGCUCUGGCAGCACGUGUGGGCAGGGCCUGGGGAUGAGACACAAUACAGGUCAGGCUUAGGCUUAGAAGAGAAAGCAAGCACAUUGUUAGGAUCUUGCAGCCCGGGCGACCGUACAAAGUCACGGCAGUGUCUGUAAGCCCCUGAGGUGGGAGUUGUUAGUUAAAAGGAUGCAGGAGGCGAGCUUGCUGUGUGUGGUACCACGCUGGUUCCUGAGAAGGGUGGCUGGGACUAGCUCCCUCCCUCUGCCCACUGCUGCCACGGGGCUGGCACUGUGUGCUGCCGCUCAGCUCAGAGGUGGCUCUGGCACAGGAAGCCCCAGUGAGCGCAGCUUGAUCCAGCCCCAGGGGCUGGCAGAUGCCGUGUUCUGGAGCAGCAGAAGGCUGUUCUGGUGGGAGGUGCUGGUCCCUCUUCUGGGGCUCAAAGAGGUCUAGCUCAAUGACUGACACAAGGUAAAAAGGUGUCCCCACGAGGACAGUCAAGCUUGGAGCUGUUGGAGAGUCCAUCCUUGGAGACCUUCAACCCCCAAGAAGGCAGAGCUGACCUCGGUGUAGGCCUUGCUCCGAGGCUGUUGGAGCAGAGCACUCCAGAGGCUCCUUCCAACCUAUACGUCUCUGGUUCCCCUUCAGUUCAGAAAUGCAGGCGGCACCGUGCAGUCAGCUGCGUGCAAAGUUGCGGUGCCCUGUGUGCAGCAGGCAGGCUGAGCAAGGCUCAAGGGAUGCAGUUGUGUGGCAGAGGACAUGCGCCAGGGCAGGGAGCUGCAGGCUGAGCUGGGGCCGAUGCUCACAGCUUCGGCUGAGGUGCCGCUCUUGGGGUUUUAGCUAGGCCCCGGGGUGGGAGGGGAGCUCUGCUGCCCGUGGCUGGGGCACUGAGACAGCAUGGUGGGUGUGCAGCCCACGGCCACCGAAGUUCCCCUCUGCGGGGCUGCGUGCUCCUGCCUGUGAGCGAUGCGGUGGAGCUGCCUGCAGAGGAGCGGGCAGGUGUGCACUGCCAACGGCUCGGCUGAGCCGCUCGUGGCACCGCAGCCUGGGAGCGCAGAGGGGCACCCUGUGCGUCCCCCUCCUGUGCUGUGGAGCCGGCUGGGUCCUUUGGCCGGGCUCCAGCUGCCACCACCUCACCGAGGUGGCUUGGCUGCCUCCAGCCCAGCCUUGCCGGCUCAGCGGGUGCCCUGGCCGUGCUCCCCUGCCCAGCCCCGCUGCCCAGCGGCUGUGCCCACCGCUCUGCCCGCAGGGAGCAGGUGUUGCCGAGGCGCUGGUGGGGAGGCUUUGGCUGUCCCCGUUGUCCCCAUGCUCCUCUCGCAGCCCGGCUGGCCCCCACUGGCAGGGGAGGUAGCAGCAGGGGCUGCUGUGACCCCUCCUAGCCGCAGCGCUUUCCUAGGGGAGACCUGAAGCACCCUUCUAGCCUCAGUUGUGUUACCACUUUUUGGUUUGGGGGUUGGGUUGGUUUUUUUUGCUUAUCCACUUUUUACUUAAACACGUCUAUUGGUUUAUGAGUUUCUUUAGCAGCUCAAGCCCUUGGUUCUCCUCAGCACUUGCUUCCUCUGGACCAGAAUCAAUCUCUCUUUCUCUCCUGAUUGCCUGGGACUGAUGUUCUCCUCCCUUUCUAUCCUGCCCAUUACACAACCCAACUCCACUGCUGCAGCACUUGAGCACGUCCCAAGGGGAGCCGUGACCGGUCUCUGUGUCCUCCUGCCGCCCCGUCCUCUGAGGUGUCAGCCGCAUCCCCACCUCACAGCCCGUUACUUACUGAAGAGCAUCGUGCUGCCACCAUCAGCCUCUCUCUAAACGUCUUCAAUUAA